AUUAUCUUUGGUCUCUUUAAAAUGCCAGGAAAAAACUCUGAAUCUCAAAAUGCCUAUGAGUAAGAAUAAACUGUUUUUACUACUGGGAAUGAUCUGUUUGGAACAAGGUAAAUCUGCAACUCUCUCUCUUUCCAAAGCUCCCUCUUGUGGGCAGAGUCUAGUGAAGGCACAGCCCUGGAAUUACUUGAAUGAUUUUAGUCGCAUUGUUGGGGGAAGCCAAGUGGUAAAGGGCUCUUACCCAUGGCAGGUGUCUCUGAAACGAAGGCAGAAACAUAUCUGUGGUGGAACCAUCAUCUCUCCACAGUGGGUGAUUACGGCUGCUCACUGCGUUGCAAACAGAAAUAGUGCUUCGACUUUGAAUGUUACUGCUGGAAAACAUGAUUUGAGCCAUGAAGAGCCCGGAGAGCAAACCCUCACCAUUGAAAGCAUCAUCAUACACCCCCAAUUCUCCAUCAAAAAACCAAUGGACUAUGACAUUGCUCUUUUGAAGAUGGCUGGCACCUUCCAUUUUGGCCCAUCUGUGGGGCCCAUGUGUCUUCCAGAGCCAGGAGAACAAUUUAAGGCUGGAUUGAUUUGCACAACUGCAGGCUGGGGCCGCCUGACUGAAAGCGGCAUCCUCCCGCAAGUCUUGCAAGAAGUGAACCUGCCCAUCUUGACCCAGGAGGAGUGUGUGGCAGCUCUGCUAACCCUAAAUAAACCCAUCAGUGGGCAGACCUUCCUCUGCACGGGCUUUCUUGAUGGAGGGAAAGAUGCAUGUCAGGGAGAUUCAGGAGGUUCCCUCAUGUGCCGGAAUAAGAAAGGGACUUGGACUCUUGCUGGUGUGACUUCCUGGGGUUCUGGCUGUGGUCGAGGCUGGAGAAACAAUGUGCAAAAAGAUGAUCAAGGAUCCCCUGGGAUCUUCACAGAUCUUAGUAAAGUGCUUCCCUGGAUCCGCAAACACAUCCACAUUGGUAAUACAGCUGGUACCUAAGGUCAAGAAGCUAGGGCCAGAGAGGGCCUCAGCAGAGACGAGGCAAGUCAGGGCCACUGCGCAGCCAGGCUCUGCUCCUGUUCUCAGGGCAACACAUCAGGACUGCGGAAUUUCCUAAGGCUAAAACAAGAAGAAAGCAUGGUGUGUGGUAAAGCACACAGUCAAUGAAAAAUGAAUGCAUCCAUCCUAGCCUUUUCAAAUUUGUCUUUAAUUUAAACUAUGUCAGCUGGUGAUGUGUAUUCACCACUUCUCAACUGUGCUAGCAAGAUUCAGCAUGCAAUUGUAAAGACCAGUGGUCAUCGAGCACAGGGGACAAUGUCUGGAGAUAUUUUUUGGUUGUCACACAGGGCAGUGGUGGGCAAACUCAUUAGUCAACAGAGCCAAAUAUCAAUAGCACAACGAUUGAAAUUUCUUUUGAGAGCCAAAUUUUUUAAACUAUAUAGAUAGGCACAUUGUUAUUAACUUAGUGUACUCCUAAGCUGACCUUUGCUAGAAACUCAACAGGCCAAAGAGCUGCAUGUGGCUCGUGAGCCGCAGUUUGCCGACCACUGCACUAGGGGAAUGGGAGGGAGUGACAUUAGCUUCUAGUGGAUAGAGGCCAUGGAUGCUAAGCCUCCUACAAUGCACAGACAGGCCCCGCAGAAAAAAAAUGAUGCAGCCCCAAAUGUUAGCAAUGCCCUGGUUGAGAAGGCCUUAUACCAGCGGUUCUCAACCUGUGGGUCUCGACCUUUUUGGGGGUUGAAUGACCCUUUCACAGGGAUCACCUAAGACCAUUGGAAAACACAGAUAUUUACAUUAUGAUU
Molecule: messenger RNA, 1773 nt
Organism: Pipistrellus kuhlii (Kuhl's pipistrelle)
Lineage: Eukaryota; Metazoa; Chordata; Mammalia; Chiroptera; Vespertilionidae
Gene: OVCH2
Product: ovochymase 2
Exons: 7
Coding region: 50-970 (306 amino acids)
Biological process (GO): proteolysis
Molecular function (GO): serine-type endopeptidase activity
Source: RefSeq, a predicted model, not a curated record